AGGGGAGCUCCGUCAGCGUGAGGGGCUGAGGGAGAGCAAAGCCCCCUUCUUCCCCCGCCGCCCCCGUGCCUCUUUCCCACCGCAGGGAGAGAGCUUCCUUCUCUGAAACCCAUCCCUGGAGGGGAGAGGGAUCCCCCUGCCCGCACCCCUGCCCAGCCGGGCGCCGCUGCCCUUUGCUCCCCGUCAAGCGGAGGGUGGUGGGGCUGGACCAGGGUGAACUCCUCUCCGAGUCCUUCGGCCUGUGAAACUCCCGCCAUGGCUGGCGGUGGGGUCGGGACCUCGCUGCUGCUGAUGGCCGGCAUCAUGGGAGCGGUGGGGCUGUGCAGGAGAGUAACCCGCCGCCGGCUGCGCUCCCACCAGCGCCUUUGCACUUUUCUUUUGGAGAUGUUUAGCACCUUCCAGAUUUGCGCCUGCACGAACGAGCUCUGCCUGCUCGGCAAUGUGGAGCCCAAGCCACAUACCGCCCUGACUCUCACCUACGGUUUCACCGUCCUGCACGGCUUGACUCUGACUGGCAGCACAUGCAAUCCCUGUGGCACCUUGCAGCCCAUGUGGGGCGGUGGGUUAUCGGUCAGGAUGGGUGGACUCAAGAUCGGUGCUCAGUUCGUGGCUGCAGCGCUUGCCAGAAUGUUUAUGCGCUUUAUCUGGAGCCUGGAGAUGGCAGAGGCACAUUUUGGAGCACCCUCCCAGGGCUGCAGCAACCCCAUGCAGACUACGGAGGUGCAGGCAUUCUGCAUAGAACUGCUCUUUUCCGUCGUUUUCCAGCUGACCGUCCUGCGAGCAGAAAGUGUUAAUCCCAAAUACAAAGUCCAUUUGAUUGCUCUUCUCAUCACCAUGCUCGUGUAUGCAGGUGGAAAUCUCACAGGAGCAAUAUUUAACCCAGCACUGGCUUUUUCAUUACAUGCAAAUUGUUUCUAUGACAAAUUUUUGAGUUACUCACUGGUAUAUUGGAUAGCACCAUCCUUAGGUACAAUACUUGUGGCUUUCAUAUGGGAUGAAAUCCUUCCUCGGAUCUCCUGAGACAUCCAAUUCUGAAAUCUAGCAGUACUACGUUAAAAUAUACUUUCAACAUCUGCAAACGUGAAGCUUUCAGAAAACUGUUGAUGUCAACCUCCACGCCACCUUUCAGUUGUAUUUUCAGAUUUCGCGUUUGAAAUAUUUGACUUAACACUUUGUAUUCAAAUACUUAUUUUGUAAUAGCAUAUUGGGAUUUUGAGAAUAUCUGCCGACGUUUUCAGUUAAGCCAUAUGAAUGUGAAGGACUGUUAAAACAUCGCAACUUUGUCACUUUAGCCAUAAGUGCCGUUUGCUGACCUUUAUUACAACAGCAUGCAAAACUAAUUUUAGAGAAACACCCAGUCCUUUCAAGGUUUGAUUUUAUUGGAUUUCUUCCCAUAGAAGGUACCUGCAAAAAAGGAGCUGAAGAUUUCAUUCUUUAUAGUGACCUCAUCAUCUUCCUACUUGGAAUAUACGUACCUCCGAGAGGAAGAAAGGCUCCACUGCUCCCUAGAAGAGUCUCUACAGCUCUGUUCUAGAGGUACCCUACACCAAAAGUGUAAAAAUCUGUAGGACCAGCAUUGUUUUAAUAAUACCCGAGCGCAGGUAAGUAACCCCUCGCUUCCUUUCCAGAGGCUCUGCCCCAUCCUGUCUCAGUAUAGCCCACUGAGUAGUUUGUCUUGGUUGGAAAGUGGUAAUAAAGUACCAUAAAAUUCUGUAGACACACACAUAAGAGUGCAUUUUAAGCAAAAAAAAAAAAACCCAAAACCUAUAUCCAAGAUUACCACUGCCUCUUCACAUAGUAAAACUGACAGAGUAUGUAGGGAUAAAUCACGCAGAACUUGAUUUGUUCUUGAUUUUAUGUAACUCUUACCAGAUGUUUUUCUGGAAAUAAAUGAAUUUGCAAUGUAAGAGAAUAAAUAACAGAGCUAAAACCACAGGAAAGCUGCGUACCCAAAGUGGCACAAACAUGCCCUUUAUAGCAGUAGCUGAGGUGAAGAGCACCGACAGGGACCAUCCUCUGAAGUUCGGUUUCUUCUCCUGAGUUUCUUCUCCUGGGUGCCUCUGAAUUUUUAUACAUACCAAAAUACACUUUUCAAAUUUAAGAUCUAAUUCAGUUUUUCGCUUUACUGGCACUGGGUUUGAAAGGCGAGAUGGUUAACAAGUUCUACAAAGAUCUCAGUAGUAGGCCCCUCAACCCAAGUCACCUGGCAGACCAUAGUCUAAGAGAAAGGGAGGGAAUCGGGGGUUUUCACAGUAAAAUUAUGAACCGAGUCUUAAGCAGCUACUGUUGUCAGCUCUUUUUUUUGCAAGAAUUCGGGAAGUAAAUAUUUUCAUGUAAUUUCAUACUGUUGCAAUAAAAAUCUUUUCCUCGUUUUAAUUUUCCAAGGUACCUUUAAGAUUACAUUGCAAAAUGAAACCUACUGUUGGAAUGUGCUUUUCAGAGAAAAAAAUCUUACCCGUGACUGCGUAUUCAGUCAUUAAAAUAAAAAAGUAGCCCGCCAAUAGACGGAAGAGAACUAGAAGUGCCGGGUUAUCGUUCAGCAGCUCUUUGAUGCUGGUGUGAGCAGGCCUACUAAAGCUAACUUCUCUUUGGUAAAACUCUUCACGGCAAGGACUACGCCCCACCCCACCGUGAGCCUGACCAGAUGCGGGCCUUUAGCUGGCUUUACGUUCAUCCGCUUAUUUAUAGCGGGGCCACGGAGAGCUGCUGGAACAGCAAUCCAAUGCGUGAGACCUCUGCAAAACAUGUACUUUUAUACCAUGUGCUGCUUCUAAAACAUGCUUUGGGAAGGUUCUACCUGUCACUUUCUUGCUUUUUAUCCCUUUUACUGAUUUUUAAAGUGAUCCGUCCCUUUUAGAUUUUUUUUUUCUCCUUGGGACUUUGCCUUUACUGGUGUAAAGCCCAGUUUUUAGCCUCAUUUCUUACAGAGCCUUACCUAAUGAAUUGAUUUGCAUGUCACCUUUGAGCCCACAAGGCCCACAGGGUAAAGGUCUCAAAAAUAAACCUCCAGGAGCAUAAAAAUAGGUGGCCAGGGAAAAAGAGAAAGCACAGAUACAAACCUACGGGCAGCCAAGAUUUGUUGGAUCAGAGGCCCUACUUCCACGUCGUUUUCAACAGCCUGCCAAAACCAAAAUCCAUAAAGCAAGGAGGUCAGAGCUGACUUCUGUAGGUCUACAUUGUUUAUUCUGGCAUAACAAAAGAAAUGGACAGGCCUCAAAUUGACUAAAUCAAGGCAAAAAAAAAAAAAGUAGCAGUAGUGAAAACCGAAACCGUUAGGAACUGAAGAAUUUAACUGGGUUGGGUAGUGCAGACAAAAAUCAGUAUUUUACAUUCACAGUAAUGAAUGCUUGUGAAGUAUAAGUGUUCCCAGAACAUUUACACAUAGCUUAAAUACAAAGUUGUAUUAAAAACAAAACUUCUCAAUCCACACAAGACAUUUCUGGCUUCUUCAGGCCUCAUCCAGGUUUGUUUCUGCCUGACCAGAAUUAAUCUUGCUCUCUUGAUUUGGAGCUCUGCGUUAGGACAAAACAAAUUCUUCCUCUGGAGUUCAUGGAAUGGUUUAGGUUGGAAAAGCCCUUUAAGCUCAUCAAGCCCAACCCUUACCCUCACCCUGCCAUCCCACCACUAAACCCUGACCCUGAGGGGAGCGGGUCCCAGCUGCCAGGGUAUGAGACAGGCAGUCUGCAGUUUAAGAUGAAAAACAACAGAAAGACCACCCUCCGACAACUAAAAUUUGCACCCAAAAAAAAAAAAAAAAACCUCAAACCAGUCUGUUUUAAUGAUGAACGGUGAUUUAGAAUCACGUGAGCUUUCUUUUCUAAACUAUGGUGUUUGGUAGAGUUUAAGUAUUCCUUCGCUGUCCCAAACCCUCACCAGGAGAUUUUUCCAAACCCCAGCAUCACGGUCCCCUCCUUUGUUACUCUGUAUCCCUAACAAAAACAUGCAUACAUUUACAUAAAUAGAUAUACAUAUGCACACAAAGGGGGUAGGAAAGACAUUCUUGUAGAAGAGAGAAGGCUAAUUCUGUCUUACAGGCGCGCUCUGCAAAUGUUCUGCCCUUUUAUUCUCACAUCCAGGUAAACAAUGAAAAUGGCUUCAGCGGACUUUUUUUGUUAUAGACGAGGGCGCUAAAACUCAAGGCACGUCCACUCGGAGCUGCCAGCCGCUUGCUGAAGUAAAGGACCCAGAGCUGCACCACAGUUGGUUGUGAGAUACAAAAAAAUCUUAGUUUAUUUAACAAUGUUGUUACCAUUUAAUACAAAGACACAAAACAGUUCUCUUUUUCAGGACUUUACUCCACCUCCUCUACCACCUGAACUCUGCUCUCAGAGAAAUGAAAGGGAUAGCGCUGAACUGAUAAAGCAGUUACUUGAGGGGCAUUAAAUUUAGCUUUGCUUUUCAUCCUUCUCCGACCUUACUUCCUUUUAACUGAGCUUGUAAUAUUUCUAUUUCCAUUUUACUCCACCGACUCAAUGAACAGGUACAAAAAUAUGGAAAAUUCUAGGACAAUCUAAAAUUCUGUUCUACUUACACUUUUAUUUCUGAAGUCCUAGAAUUCCUACAAAGGCUUCUUUGAAACCACCCCUGAUUAGCCCCAUUCAAGUGUUAGAUGCAAGAGGUUUUAUUGUUUUUUGUUUUUAUUU
This is a messenger RNA of Egretta garzetta (little egret), 4643 nucleotides long. It is a transcript of the gene AQP11, whose product is annotated as aquaporin 11. Gene Ontology annotation, biological process: transmembrane transport. The record is from RefSeq and is a predicted model, not a curated record. Gene Ontology annotation, cellular component: membrane; cytoplasm. Lineage: Eukaryota; Metazoa; Chordata; Aves; Pelecaniformes; Ardeidae. Gene Ontology annotation, molecular function: channel activity. Bases 256 to 1020 code for a protein of 254 amino acids. The transcript is spliced from 4 exons.